UUAGGUCACCUAGGAGUGUUCUUCCUUUUCUCUUUGGCCCGGUGGCCAUGGCUGCCUCGCUCUCGCGGAAUUCGUCCGGCCGGGCGGCAGCAGGAUUAUUGCCCUAUCCAGCCAAGUUCCACGUCGCGGCGGCCUACGCGGGCUUCUCAGCUGACGACGACGACUACGAGAAUGUGGCUCUCCCGCUCGGAUCGCUCUUCACGCCAGAGAUGGCGCUGCUCUUGUAUGGGCUCUAUAUGCAGGCCACGGUCGGGCCGUGUACAGCUGCGAAGCCUCGGAUGUGGAAUACCCAGGAGCAUUUCAAAUGGAAGAGUUGGAGCGAGUUUAAAGAGUUGCCAUCAAUUGAAGCUAUGCGGCUCUUCGUUAGAACCUUGGAAGAACAAGAUCCAGACUGGUAUUUCAAGUCGCAAGGGAGCGAAGUUGAGGCAAUUGGCGAAAUGCCUGUGCAAGACAAUGAUUUAAAUCCAAGUCUUCAAGAGGAGGACAUCCCCGCUGUAAACAAUUCUCCUCCAUCUCCCCCGCUGCCAUCAGCAAAUGGUGGGAUCGGCACGGAGGUGAAAAUGGAAGAAAACGAUGUCGAGUGCUCCACUAUUAUGGAGAUUGAUGUUCGCAACGAAUGGCUUUCACCUCUGGUAUCUGGACGACGACCAGCAGCUCGCUAUCAGCAUGCAGCAGCGGUUGUACACGAUAAGAUGUUCGUGAUUGGAGGGAACCACAAUGGCCGGUACUUGAACGAUGUCCAGGUUCUCGAUCUAAGAACGCUCACCUGGUCCAAAGUUGAGCAAAAGCUCCCAACGUCUCCUUUGUCGUCGUCCAUGCCUCCGAUCCCUUCAAAUCAGAUUUUGUCACCCUGUGCCGGUCAUAGCCUGAUUCGGAAGAACAGGAUGCUGUUUGUUGUGGGUGGCCACUCGAAAAACUCCCCCGACUCUGUCUCAGUUCAUGCUUUUGAUACGGAGACUUUCACUUGGUCGCUUUUCCCAACGUAUGGACAAGCUCCGAUCGCGAGAAGGGGCCAGUCCGUUUCACUGAUCGGAUCCAACUUAGUCAUGUUUGGUGGAGAAGACUCCAAAAGGCGUUUGCUCAAUGACCUCAACAUCUUUGAUCUGGAAACAAUGACAUGGGAAGCUGUCGAUGCAAUAGGACCGCCUCCAUCUCCUCGUGCCGACCACGCUGCAGCGGUCUAUGCUGGUCACUACCUAUACAUAUUUGGGGGUGGCUCACAUUCCAGCUGCUUCAGUGACUUGCAUGUUCUGAACUUGAAAACGAUGGAAUGGUCCCGCAAAGAGACUGAGUAUACACCCACGCCUCGUGCAGGCCAUGCUGGCGCAACAGUUGGUGAUUUGUGGUACAUUGUUGGUGGAGGGGACAAUAAAUCUGGGAUUUCCGAAACGAUUGUACUGAACAUGAAAACGCUUGACUGGUCACUUGUAACUUCUGUGCCUGCACGGACGUAUAUCGCAUGCGAGGGAUUGAGUCUCGUCUCCGCGUGUUUGAAUGGCGAAGAAACUUUAAUAGCCUUUGGUGGCUACAACGGAAAAUACAGCAAUGAGAUGCAUGUCCUGAAGACGGGCAUAAGCCAAUCAAAGGCGUCUCCAGCUCCAAGUUUUGGUGGCAGCCAUUUUACGGAGGUUGGAGAAUCUGCAGACGUGCCCGAGAGCUCAAUAAUUUCGAAGGAACCAGUAGAUCAUCAGCCUACGCCUACGGAGAAUGGCGGCUACAACACUCCAAAGUUGCUGGAGCUUAAACGGGAGCUUGAGGUGGCUCUAACGUCAUGCCAAGACGAAAAUAACAAGCUAAAGAGCGAGCUGUCGAUCACUACGAACGAUCUCUCCAUGGAGUUGCAGUCAGUUCGGGGCCAGUUCGUGGCCGAGCAAACGAGAUGCUUCAAAUUGGAGGUCGAAGUCGCAGAGCUGAGGCAAAAGCUCCAGUCCAUGGAGGCGUUGCAAAAGGAGGUGGAUUUGCUACGACGGCAAAAGGCUGCCUCGGACCAAGUCGCGGCCCAGCUCGUCCAGCAGAAGCAAAACGCCUCUGGAGGUAUGUGGUCGUGGCUCGCAGGGACUCCCGGCGAGGGAGGCAAAGUUUUAGAUUCCUGAAAGAAAGCUUAGCUGCACGAAGGAGAGAAAACUUAAAAACCGUGACGAUGAGAAGUGGAAAAAGAAGCUCGGCUUCGAGAUUUUGUGGUAAUGCGAGGUAAUGGUUUUUUCCAAGCUCUAGAUCGUGUUAACUCGUUAGAUUCCAGGCCGUUUUAUAAAGAUAUUAAUCGGUAUUUUUUAGCGAAGCCAUUGAACGCUGUGUAACAUUGGCGGUACAGCAAAUAAAUUUUCAUUCCUUUCGUGCU
Messenger RNA from Selaginella moellendorffii, 2338 nucleotides. RefSeq names its product acyl-CoA-binding domain-containing protein 6-like. Gene Ontology annotation, molecular function: fatty-acyl-CoA binding; protein binding. Lineage: Eukaryota; Viridiplantae; Streptophyta; Lycopodiopsida; Selaginellales; Selaginellaceae. The transcript is spliced from 18 exons. The record is from RefSeq and is a predicted model, not a curated record. The coding region runs from base 48 to 2093 and encodes 681 amino acids.